Molecule: messenger RNA, 3487 nt
Organism: Blastomyces dermatitidis ER-3
Lineage: Eukaryota; Fungi; Ascomycota; Eurotiomycetes; Onygenales; Ajellomycetaceae
Product: neutral protease 2
Exons: 4
Coding region: 2019-3092 (357 amino acids)
Biological process (GO): proteolysis
Molecular function (GO): metalloendopeptidase activity
Source: RefSeq, a predicted model, not a curated record
AUUGGCCAGGAAUAUUUCCCAAAGCUGAGAACUCCCAAGAAGCCUCGUCAUUUGCCAUGCUUUCGGUGACACCAUGUGCGAUUCUGCAGUACCCUUCCCCGGAGGAAUUGCUCGACAUGACGAAGUGACUAGCUUGGUUAACGGUCAACGCCUGCCGGUGAAUGCAGAUGACCCAAGUGUUUUGGGAAGGGAUUCCGGUUUUUCUUCUUCUUCGGAAAACCAUUUCUCUCCCUAGCGUGGAACCCGUUCUGGAUCUGUAUUGCUAUCACGCAGCCUCGGUUGAUCUGGGGUCACAUCAGGCUCAUAAAUUAUUUUAUUCACCGCUGAAACGUUAAGGUAUAGUUGGAAUCGCCUUCGAAAGGCGAAUCAGACCAACGGCAAAACCCAGCCGGCCGUGCGCAACUUGGGGUUGCACUUGCAUCAGGUUGCAUAAAAUAGACUCCGGCAAACUUGCUCUGUCACUCUUUGAACCUCCGUGCAUGGCGGGAUGAUGGCGGACUAUCAGCCUGGAUGACGAUCCUACAGUCGGCUAGAGCAUCAUGCAAUACUUCGUGCAGCAGGUCUGCCAUCGGCAAGCAGAGGAUCAAUCAAAGGAUAGAUCUCAGGGUGGAAUUGACUUUGAGAGACGCCGAGUUGCUUCGGAUGAACGAGCGCUAACAAUCGGCAGCAGGUUCGAAAUCACGUGAACUUGAAGAUGGCCCAAUUGUGGGCAAUCUUUCUUGAGCCUUGAAGCAUGGUCAAGGAGCACUGCGCAGAUAUGAGCCAAAUGAUAGGAGCCCGCAUUGUCAGUUCAUGCGGAUCUUUCAGAAAUUCUUGGGGAAUUCGGUCGAUAGUAGUGGUAGUAAACUUACCCGCCAAUUCCGAUCCCCAUCACUUACUUCCCCACAAUAUACCCCUAUAGCUUUUGGCCUUGUCUGACCCUCAGGACAUUCCCUACUCCCUCCGUACCCCAAGGUCCCAACAUAGUAUUACCUUGUUUCCUAGGACAUCUCCACUAUUUCCUGGGGUAUAGGUUCUGCAUUUAUGCAGCAGUUUACCACCGCUGGCUGCUUCAUGGCGUUUCAUAUGGCCGAACAUUGGCACGGAAAACGGCGGCCCAAGAAUUGUUAACCCUCUCGAUAUGCCAUCCGGCAUACCGUUGUUUCAUGAGGCAAAUGCUUAUUUCAUUGUUUUAUGCUGACCCCCUGAGCAAGUGGAUAAUUGUAUCAAAGCCUAAGUGACUUCUCCAAUUUCGGACUCUUGUGUGGGAAACUUGAUAGGGGAAUUAUUUGCCUCGCUCCCAGUAUCUGGACCGCGCAAACAAACAUGCCCUACAUUGUUUUCAGGCUUCCACGCGUGUCAUGAGCCAGAGUCAUUUUGACAUCUGCAUUGCGAUUAGAGAGAGGCGCACUUUUUUAUUUGGUGCGUGUAAGAUCUGCUGAUAGAUAGUUUUGCCUCAGACGGUGCAGGUGUGUCUCCUACUGAUGCAGGCCCCAUCUGGUUGCUGCUACCGCUAUCUAUAGCUGCACAUUUACCUCAGCCAGCAAACGAAAGCUAUAUCAUAUGCAGGCAUCAUUCCAUAUCACUACUGAUAUAUUGGGUGGAGGCCAGGGCCAUACAACACCACCAUGCUCUUCUCGUCAUCUAGGAUGUUGAGCCCACUGCAUCGGUUACUUCUGCUUUUAGCAGUUGGCCGGUCAAGAGAUCUGCCCUAAGGAUUUGUCCGGGGCUUCACGAUGUCACCUUCUCCUCAGAGCGAUAUAUCACAUCCUGGGUAAAGGCGGGCUUGACCACAAAAGGGAGGAAAGAAGUGAGGGUGCUGCUUGCCUGAAACCGAAAAUAGCCUUGAACAGUAAGUACACUCACUGGUUUUCUAUAUCUUCAGCUCUUUCCCUUUCCAUUGUCAGUCGAGUUUUUUCUUUCCUCGCCCACCAUCACCUUUCCGCCUUUUCAUUUGGCUUCACUUAUAUUUUACAGAGCUCCUUUGUCAACUGUCUCGUCCGCACUUAGCCAGCCCUGUGUCCACCUGUGCCUACAUUAUGCGGUCACCACAGAGCAUUUUAGCCAUUGUUGCCUUCGCUACUACUGCCAUUGCCGGUGUCGUUCCGUCCACCGAAAAACGCGCUGAUGAUAUUCCUGAGUUAGACGUGAAAUUGACACAGGUCGAGGGUACCUUGGUCAAGGCUGUUGUCACGAACAAUGGAGACGAGGACCUUAACAUCCUGAACUUGAACUUUUUCAAGGACACCGCUCCAGUCAAAAAAGUAUCCGUGUAUAGCCAAGGCGCCGAGGUCCCGUUCGCAGGUGUCCGGCUUCGUCACAAAACAAGUGGCCUUUCGCCUGAGGUCUUCACAUAUCUUGGCCCAGGAGAAUCAUUCGAGGACGAAUUUGAUGUGGCAUUUACAGCCGAUCUUUCCCAAGGUGGUCGCAUCGUUGUAAAAGCGGAGGGAUUUGCCUCUACCACCGAUACGGAUGGUGAUACUCUUUCCGGAGUGGUUCACUACAAAUCAAAUGAGCUCGAGAUUGAUGUCGAUGGCAAAGCCGCCGCGAAGAACUUCGCUUCCUUGAACCAGUUCUCCAAGCGUACCCGGCUUACCGGCUGCACUGGGUCUAGGGGAAGUGCCGCCACUCGAGCGAUUCGGGAUUCUGCACCUCUGGCGGCCAUGGCAGCAGGCGCUGCACGGAAUGGUGGCCGAGCAUUCACGCAGUACUUCAAAACUAAUGAUCAGCAAGUGCGCAAUCUGGUAGCGGCACGUUUCGAUGCCGUGGCCCGGGAGGCAUCUAGCACGACUAGUGGACGAACAACCUAUUACUGUGAUGACCCAUAUGGCAUCUGUUCACCCAACGUCUUGGCCUAUGCUCUCCCUUCCCGAAACAUUAUCUCAAACUGCCCCGCCUACUACUCUCUCAGCCAUCUGACCUGGCGCUGCCACGGCCAGGAUCGAGUUACCACAAGCAUCCACGAAUUCACUCAUACUCCAGGCGUCUUCAGUCCUGGAACCGAUGAUCUUGCUUACGGUCACCAGGCAGCCACAUCUCUUUCCACCUGGGAAGCAUUGAAUAACGCUGACAGCUUCUCCCUAUUUGCAAACGCUGUCUACCUGGGUUGCUAGACGAGAUGCGAUAUGUUCGACCCGAACUCUUUCCUCCCCCCCCCCUCCCCCCCUUUUUUUUUUUUUUUUUCUUCUUUUUGAUUGGGGGUGGAUUAGAACGGGCGGAUGUUGCUGAGACGUGAAUGCUAACCCGAUCAUGGAAGAGAUCCCCUGCUUACAUAUCAACUACAGAAAACGUAGGUGGAAUUUAUAUAGCUUUCUAUUAUCAUUGUUGUUAUUGUUAUUUUUUACUAUUAUUUUCUGACUACUGCACCAUAUUUAUCUUCCGUUACCUACCUGAUAUAUAUAUCACCAAAAAGCUCAAUUUCAGAGGGCAUUGCUUCAGGAGAAUAUUUGGAGCAGGUCAUAUUCUAUGUUGUCAGUGUUCCAGAUUGUUCAUAAAGAAACCAUAAGCU